Molecule: messenger RNA, 1921 nt
Organism: Sciurus carolinensis (gray squirrel)
Lineage: Eukaryota; Metazoa; Chordata; Mammalia; Rodentia; Sciuridae
Gene: Lipi
Product: lipase I
Exons: 11
Coding region: 330-1733 (467 amino acids)
Biological process (GO): lipid metabolic process
Molecular function (GO): carboxylic ester hydrolase activity; lipase activity
Source: RefSeq, a predicted model, not a curated record
UCACUUCGGAAGCUACUAGGCUAAUGAGGAAAGAAUAAUUUGUCUCCAAAGAGUUAAUGGAUACAUCAUUAGUAUUUUAAAAUUAAAUUGUUGAUAAAAUAUUUCUUGAAAGAAUGAAUCACAUAUGGAUUUUGAUAUAAUAGAGUACUGAAAUUAAAAUUUUAUUUAUCCAGGAAGUGCUCCUAAGAGAAGUCUUUGAAAAUGACAACCCACGUUUGAGGUGGUUUCGGAGAGCUGUUGAACUUGAGAAAACAGCCGUAUCAAGGAAUCCUCGGAAAAUGUCUACGUAGGACCCUGAAACCAUCCUGCAAAUAUUGUACAAAUUCCAAAUGAGAGUAUACAUUUUUCUGUGUUUGAUGUGCUGGGUAAGAUCUGAGAAUAAAAGACAAUGCAUUGAAUUCUCUCAUCUAAGUGUAAAGGAUUCCUUAAAAGAUUUGUUUAUUCCCCGAUUAAAGAUAAUUCUGAUGAUGUAUACAAGGAACAACCUAAACUGCGCUCAGCCACUGUUACAGCAUAAUAACUCACUUAAUGUUAAUUUCAACACACAAAAGAAAACAGUCUGGCUCAUUCAUGGAUACAGACCAAUGGGCUCGACCCCAUCAUGGCUUUCAAAUUUUGUAAGGAUUUUAUUGAAUAAAGAAGACAUGAAUGUAAUUGUAGUAGACUGGAACCAUGGUGCUACAACUUUUAUUUACAAUAGAGCAGUCAAAAACACCAGAAAAGUUGCUGAGACUUUGACUGAGUACAUUCAAAAUCUUUUGACACAUGGAGCUUCUCUUGAAAAUUUUCAUUUCAUAGGCAUGAGCUUGGGAGCUCAUAUUAGUGGUUUUGUUGGAAAGAUAUUUCGUGGUGGACUUGGAAGAAUAACAGGUCUUGACCCUGCUGGGCCAAAAUUUUCUGGAAAACCAUCAAAUAGUAGAUUAGAUUAUACUGAUGCAAAGUUUGUAGAUGUCAUCCAUUCUGAUGCCAAAGGUUUAGGUAUUCAAGAGCCAUUGGGACAUGUAGAUUUUUAUCCAAAUGGAGGAAAAAAACAACCUGGCUGUCCUAAAUCAAUUUUUUCAGGAUUGGAAUAUAUUAAAUGUGACCACCAGCGAGCAAUUCACUUGUUCAUGGCAACUUUGGAAACAAACUGCAAUUUUGUUUCAUUUCCUUGUCGUUCAUACAAAGAUUACAAGGCUAGUUUAUGUGUGGACUGUGGCAGCUUUAAGCAAAACUCAUGUCCUAGGCUAGGUUAUGAAGCUGAGCUAUGGAAAGUUGGCUUAAAAGAAAAAAUGGAAGGAUUGCCUCUUAGGACCAUUGUGUUUUUGGAUACUAGUAGCACAAAUCCAUUCUGUACUUAUUAUUUUGUUCUCAGUAUAGUUGCUCUGGGUGAAACUAUGAAUGAUGGCUAUAUUUCAUUUAGAUUAUUAAACCAACUUGGAACGGUUGAAAAUCCAAGGCUCUAUGAGAAGAGCAAACCAUUUUAUAAACUUCAAGAAGUCAAUAUUCUUGCUCAAUUUUUCACUGAUGUUGUAAAUAUUUCAAGCAUUGGUUUGACGUAUUUCCAGACCUCAAAUACUCCAUGUCUCACAUGCAACUACAGGAUCCAGAGUCUCAUGUUAAAAUCACUCACAUAUCCAGAAAGACCACCACUCUGCAGAUACAAUUUUGUACUUAAAGAGGGAAGGAAGUAUUUCUUAAACCUCAUGCAUGUACAGCAAAGAAUAUUUAAAUUCCUUCUCCCAUCAAUGUAAACUUAUUUGUGAAUUAAAGAACUUGUAAAUUGGUACAAUGCUAUCAGUCUUUCUUUUAGAAUGCAUUGUUCAAUCGGAUAUAUUUAUUUCUUGAAUACAUUUUUAAGAAUAAAAAUAUGGAAAAUAAAAAAUGCAUAUGAAAAAUAUUCUGAAUAGAUUCUAAAACCCAUUUGUUUCUCUUUACCUCA